This is a messenger RNA of Mucor mucedo, 1314 nucleotides long. RefSeq lists its product as uncharacterized. NCBI's taxonomy places the organism in Eukaryota, Fungi, Mucoromycota, Mucoromycetes, Mucorales, Mucoraceae. The transcript is spliced from 5 exons. The coding region runs from base 1 to 1314 and encodes 437 amino acids. The record is from RefSeq and is a predicted model, not a curated record.
AUGAAGAGACAACAAAGUUGCCAACGGUUUGAUAAAACCAUUCGGGCGUUGAAGGUCAGCUCCUGUGAAGCUGCACCCAGUGAACCCACUAAGGAAGAAAGUGAGGAUGAAAACGAUAUGGACAUUGUAUCAUACAUGGAACAAAAAUCCUAUGAAGGUAAAAUAGUUAACAUGGGCACAAAAUUAGAUGCAUUUAAACUAAUUACGCCUAUUAUUGUUCAUGGAAUUGAACUAUUAGCAAAAAUUGAUACAGGGAGCGAGGCAACUUGCCUUUUCUUAUCUUCGUAUAACAAGAAGUUAAAUUUAUUUAAAAUAAAUCGCUUAAAAGGAACCUUAAAUUUUAUUUCGAGUGAUGGGCAUAGUGCGAGAAUCGGUAUAACUGAUCCGCUUAAGCUUUCGACGAACGAUACAAAUAGUCACCCAUCUCCAGUCGCUCCUAACAUCCGCAAAGAUAAAGCGGAAGGCUCUACAAGUACCCAGUCUGAUGAUCAACAUAGAAAAAACAGGUCAUGGUUUGUCGGAGAAGGUGAUGACAAUAAACCGGCAAUGGACCGCGUCAAGGAUUUUUUGUUGGAUAACAAUGGCAAGUACCUUGAUAUUUGGAGUGGUAUUCCAGAUAAAAGAACGGGAAAUACAACCCAGGGAAAAUCACGACCAUGGGUAUCUCAACAAUGUGCGGACGAGUUUGCCAAGCAUGGCAUCAAACGAAAGAAGGAAACUAUUCGCACCCAAAUUAUGAAUAUGUUGGCGUCGUAUGGAGAAGCGGCAAGACUCUUUAACCAAACGGGUGCAGGAGCUAAAGGCGACGUCCCAGGUGUAAGCAUGUCCGAAGAGUUCAAGAAAAAAGUAUUGGAAACAUGUCCCCAGUACUUCGAAUUGGAGCCACAUCUUUCUGAUAGGUUUACGGACGAUUCUUGGGCUGCAGACACAGGAACUAUUCAAGAUAAGCCUUUCAAUAAAGAAACGUUUAUUGAGAGUAUUCACAAUAAGCGAUCAAUUGAUGACGUUGCCGUUAUGUAUGAUGAGCUUAUGGAACGUCUUGCAAUUGAAACUGGAGCUAAUGGCAAUCGUGCUGGUAGAAGUGAAUCAUGUUCAAAUGCUACCAAUGACAGUGAAAAGUCGACGUCUGUUGCGGCUCUGGAAACAUGCAUAAAAGAAAGAACAAGGCAGAAUGCAGAGGCCAAAUGGAACGAUAGUCUCAUGCAGAUAGGGAAUCGUCGUUUUGAGCUUUUAAAACUAGACCUGCCAAUUGAGACAGUCAACACGAUCUAUGAACAAGAAGUAGAGCUUCUUAAAAGAGGUCCGUUAGAAUAA